GGUUCGGCGGCGGCAGUGUCGGCGCGACGCCGGCCCGACCCGACGGCCCCGCCCGCGCCCAGCGCCCAUGUCGCUGUUUUUCAAGUUCAGGAGCAACAGGACGGGAGCCGGCGCGGGAGCCGCGCCGUGCGGCAUGGAGGCCGGCGUCGCGGCCGCGCCCGCCCGCCGCGCGCCGCCGCCCGAGCGCUCCCCGGCUCGCUCCGGCCUGCACGUCAACUUCAGCGACAAGGGCGAGGUGAAGGAGCGGCGUGAGAAGUUCCUGACGGCCAAAUAUGGCUCCCACCAGAUGGCGCUGAUCCGCAAGCGGCUCGCCGUCGAGAUGUGGCUCUACGACGAGCUACAGAAGCUCUACGAUGUGCCGAAGGAGGCGGCGGCGGCGGCGGGCGCCGCGGAGGUGGAGGUGGACGUGGACGAGCUCCUCGACAUGGACUCGGACGAGCUGCGGCGCGCGCACCUCCAGACGCUAUUAGCGGAUGCCAAAAAGCCCCAAAAAGAUGUACAUAAUUUCAUCAACGAAUUGCUAGAUAAAGCGAAAACUCUUUAGGCUAAGAGAACGGAACCAAAUCUCAUCUCGCUGUUGCCGCACGCC
This is a messenger RNA of Cydia amplana, 589 nucleotides long. RefSeq names its product protein phosphatase 1 regulatory subunit 14B. Gene Ontology annotation, biological process: regulation of phosphorylation. The record is from RefSeq and is a predicted model, not a curated record. Gene Ontology annotation, molecular function: protein serine/threonine phosphatase inhibitor activity. The transcript has 6 exons. Bases 68 to 544 code for a protein of 158 amino acids. Gene Ontology annotation, cellular component: cytoplasm. Lineage: Eukaryota; Metazoa; Arthropoda; Insecta; Lepidoptera; Tortricidae.